This is a messenger RNA of Symbiodinium natans, 1308 nucleotides long. Lineage: Eukaryota; Dinophyceae; Suessiales; Symbiodiniaceae. The record is from the annotation of a GenBank genome assembly.
AUGAGCUGUACUCCAAGCUCCUUACAGGGCGUCGACAUGAGGAAUUAUACAGGCUUCCUACAUGUAGGGGCGAUUAACAAAUAUAACAGGAUUGCUCACAUGGCAGACCGGUUGCUUGGAGCGGCGAAGGGCAAAGGCAAACAGAAGGGCACUGCAGCCAAAGGAAGAGGCAAGCAUAAGAGCAGCGCUGAUGCCGUCUUUGACGACCCAACCUACCUUGAUGAAGUUGUGGACCUGGCGCCAUUCUGGGCAACCAAGGGAACAGGCAAGCAGAAGGGUACGUGUGUUGCCAAAGGUAGAGGCAAGCAGAAGAGAAGCGCAAAUGCCUGUUUUGCCGACCCAAUCUGCCUGGAUGAACUUGUGGACCUGGCGCUAUUCUGGGCAGCCAAGGGAAAAGGCAAACAGAAGGGCACUGUAGCCAAAGGAAAAGGCAAGCAGAAGAGCAGCGCUGAUGCCGUCUUUGACGACCCAACCUACCUUGAUGAAGUUGUGGACCUGGCGCCAUUCUGGGCAGCCAAGGGAAAAGGCACACAGAAGGGCACUGCAGCCAAAGGAAAAGGCAAGCAGAAGAGCAGCGCUGAUGCCGUCUUUGACGACCCAACCUACCUUGAUGAAGUUGUGGACCUGGCGCCAUUCUGGGCAGCCAAGGGGAAAGGCAAACAGAAGGGCACUGCAGCCAAAGGAAAAGGCAAGCAGAAGAGCAGCGCUGAUGCCGUCUUUGACACCCAACCUACCUUGAUGAAGUUGUGGACCUGGCGCCAUUCUGGGCAGCCAAGGGAAAGGGCAAGCAGAAGGGUACGUCUGUUGCCAGUCCGGACCACGUUGAAAAGAAGGACUGCGUCAAGUGCUUCGCAUGCGGCGGUACCGGCAAGCAAGGUCGCGAUCUUUGUCUGCUGUGUUCUCUGCGAUUUGCGCCUGGGUGGCUCAGUGCAGAUUAUGCAAAUGUUCGCCAGCGAUGUUUUGGAUGCUUCGGCACAGGACAGCAGAAUGGAGACAUGUGCGUGGUUUGCUUACAGCAUGAUCCUGGGACCCUGCCGAAGGACAGGCGCAGGUGCCCACAGUGUGGUGGCACAGGGAGGCGUGCUGGUGAGCCUUGCAUGGCAUGCUUCCUGCAAGGAGAGCCGGGUUGCGCCAGUGACCUGGCCGAGACUUUCUUAUGAUGUUGGCAUAUAUCGUCUCCUGCCUCAGCGCGCAGUCUUCAAAGUUUCAAGUGGAAUCGAACAUAGACUGCCAGGUGCGAAGGUAGUUUCAUCAAGCAAGAGUGUUGGUUGUGCACGGUCCACUGCGCAUGAACGAACGAAUGAGUGA